Molecule: messenger RNA, 1653 nt
Organism: Periconia digitata
Lineage: Eukaryota; Fungi; Ascomycota; Dothideomycetes; Pleosporales; Periconiaceae
Source: the annotation of a GenBank genome assembly
ACGCGCGAAUUUAGCCUUUGUUAUUUCACUUGGUAUAAAAACAGGCCGUUAAAUCGUUACCAACUCAGCCACUCAAUUCCACGAAACUCAACCAUACCUAGUGAAGGCUUUCGACUCUCCUUUCAACCUACAAUUCCUGAUCCCCAUACCCCGACAAGCGUUUCCGAAUACGCGGGCGCCGCUCGCAACGCCUUGCAAAUGUGCGCUUCGAAACAUUCUAUGACGGAAAAGAUCGUUAGAGUAUCCGAUCGGCCAACAAAUGCUGAUGAGCUAAGCGGGUGCGAUGCAGAACUUUCAGUCUCACUGUAUCACGACAGUGACAAUGACACUUUGGAAACUAGUCAGUACCCACAAGGGUUUAAUCCAAACCCGGAAAAGUUUGGCCAUGCUGAAGAAGGAACAUAUGAUCGACCACUCGUUCAUAGAUACAAGUGUGCCAAUGAGUCCACUUCAAUUGCCCCAAUAUCUACUUAUACGCAAACCUGCGGAGCAGAAGAAGCGCCCACAGACAUAUCUCCGAUUAGUCACGAGAUCCCUCCAGCUGCGAGGGUACCGAGGGCUUUAAUGUCUGGCCACCUUGAAGGAGAAGUUGAAGGUACAGGCCACUUCGACACGGUGCAGGAGCCAGAUGGACGAUCCUUAAUCAAUCAAAAUCAGUCUGCUCAUAAACCAUCUUCGAUGGUGGCGAUGUCUCAAUAUAUAAUACCAGGAAGGGCAGAGGAAGAGUUGAUGAAAGUCAUAUUGGCUCGACUGGAGAAACCCCCGGCUACGAUACCGAGCACUAUAGUCUCUGACGGCUAUAUUGAAGGAUUUAAAGACAAGGGAAACUGUAAUGCACCGCUUGAUCCAGCAUUGGCCGAGCCUGUUGGUGAGAGACCAACAAUUCCUCCUAUCAAACCGUCACAGUACACGCCAGCAUAUCAAGCACCUGCUGCCACCUCAAAUCCUGCAAAUGGACCUUCUCCAUCGUUCAUUAAUUUCCAAUUGCCCAUUUCUACUCACCAUCAUCAGAUGCCCCUGACAUCUGAAGCGGGCUCGCGGAAGAGCCGUCAGCAACAGGCAGUCUACUACCGCACAACAAACAAUCGGCGCGUUCGGGUCGGCGAGGGCGACAUGCCGCACUACUCUGAGCCUGCAUCCAAAGCGAAAAUUCACAAGGAUCUGAUUCGAGAGGAGAAGACACCCGAUCCACUGAACUGUACCACACGUGCGCAGAUAAUACGCGCUGCGCAAUCAUUUGAGGGGAACAAGUUUCCGUUUCGCUGGUCCGAGCACAAAGACAUGUUGGAAAUCUCACUCAAGGAAGCGCUGAUCACACAGGUCAAUAUGAAAUUGGAGUCUGGUCUUGUGGGCGGUCUGAUGCCUCUCAAAGAUAUGGAUAUUCGAGGUGUAGCGCCUGAGUAUUUUGGCCCCGUGUUGUUCUCAAAGACAGGGUUGCAGCAGAGGAUCAACUGGAGAUGGUGCGCCCAGCAUCUGGAGAUCAUUGAAAAACUGGAUUUAUCAAAGCCGAACAUGGAUCUGGAAGAGCUGGAUUGGUUGGAUAAAUCCACGGGGUCUUGGAUGGCGCCUCCUGAAGAGCUUGAAGAGGGUGAGAUUCGCGAGGAAGAGGUAGAUCAGUACGGGAUAGUCAAGCAAGAAGGGGAGCAGUCUUGA